AUGAGCCGGCCGUGGCCGAUUCUGCGCCGCGAGAGCGUCGAGGCUCAAGCGAACAUGGGAAGAAGCGUGCCUCAAUGGCAUGCUUGGCGUGCAAAAAGUCCAAGCGAAAGGUGUGAUAAUUGUGUCGCCUAUGGUCGAGAAUGCGUGUUUGACGAAACCAAGGAUCAGCGGCGCAGAGUGGCGGCGAAGCAUACGGCCGAGGAGCUUGUUUACUUUCAAGACUUUCUCUACGAUUUGCUGAGGGUGGUUCGAGCAGAGGACGAAUCGUAUGGCCGAACUUUGUUUUCGUGUAUUCGAAAGGGCACCCCAAUGAAUGACAUACUCCAAUUGAUCCGUACGACUCUCUUGGAAAUGGAAAUGAACCAACCCUACUCCAUUACCCUCGAGGGAUCGCCUUUCCGACCUCAAGUCAUGGAUCUCAGCUAUCUAUGCGAACCCCCAUAUCUGGUCCCUGCAGAACCGUGGACAACCGUCACGAUGGAUUCGGAUCUCGUCUCGCAUCUUGUAUCUCUCUAUUUCACCUGGGAUUACCCAUCCCAUAUCUUCUUGAACCGUGAUGUGUUUAUCCGGCAUAUGAAAGUUGGGGAUAUGAGCUCCGAGCUGUGCAGUCCGUUCUUGGUGAAUGCACUACUUGCGAAUGCAUGCCACUAUUCCGAGAUCUCGGAGGUGUUCAAGCAUGGACAACCCGGUGACAUCAUGACCAAAGGUGACGGUUUUCUUGCGGAGGCUGAGCGGCUAGGUGCCCAGGAACCUGAAAAGUUUACCUUGGCCUAUCUACAGGGCACUUUGAUGUUAUAUGAGAAAUACUCUCUGUCUGGAAAAGAGGACUUUGGAUACCGCAUGCUCCACCGGGCGAUCAACAUUGGAGAGUCCAUGGGAUUGGUUGGUCAGAGUGGUUCUAAUCUGAUACCUGGCCACAUCUCCUCUGAUAUGGAAGAGUCUCUUGAGAGGACUGCCUGGGGAUUGUUCCAUAUUGAUACAGUUGUGCAUACCGACUUUCUGAGGCCCUGCGUCAUACGUCAAGUCAACCUACCUCGGCCUAUACUUUCUGCCGAGGAAAGAGAGUGGAAGCAAUACCCCUAUUUCAAGGAUGCCCGUCCUUCAUACUUCGACGAGUACUUUGCGAAAUCAUGGGAGCUCUGCGAAAUUGCCUGCGACAUGUCCCAGCGUCUCUUUACGGUGGAUUAUGAUGACUUUCAUUCGAAAGAACAGAAAGAGGACAAGGCCGACUUAGAUCGCAAACUGUGCAAGUGGUAUGAAGGAAUAGACGAGAAGGUCAGUUUUGACGAUCCGUUGCGAUGCCCGCCGCCAUACGUGAUUAUCAUGGGCAUGCGAUACUACACUCUAAUCAUCAUUCUAUUGUUAUACAAGGCCGAGGUUGAAACAGUAAAUGAUGUUUCAGACACCAUGAUUACUCCAGACAGUCCGGCAGGUUCUGGCGCUAUUAGGGAGGUCAUAUCACCCUACGAGCGAGCGCAAAACGCCGCGAAGGCUAUCGCUGGUCUUGCGCGCAUGCACCAGCGGGCAUAUCAUCUUACCCGUAUCCACCACUUCGCCGUAUACGCCAUCAACCUGGCUCUCUUCGUGCUGCUCAACCUAAAUCGGGACUUUGAUAUCCAGGACGACGACUUUCUGUUCCUAGCAUGUACCUUUGGCAACAUCGCGAGCCGGUCUCAUGUCGGACGGAACUUGUUUCACCUAUUUCGGGUCCAAGUUCGAUCUAAACACCAAGGGAGUCAUAUUCGUGAAAGUGACAGGGUGACUGAUGUUGUCAAGGAUGUGUUUGAUGAAAAUUUCACCGAGUCGUUGCAGUUUGAUGUGUGCGCUAAGGGGCUGGAGAAGUUGGAGGAUAUAAGGUAUCGUGCAAUCGCGAAGUGUCAUCCCCUGUGCAAGAUGCUUGACAAGUAUGAGUGUCUGAGUCUAGGCAGGGACGAGCUCGCACCUGAAAGGGACCUUGAUCAUGGUUAG
Aspergillus calidoustus is the source of this 1968-nucleotide messenger RNA. Lineage: Eukaryota; Fungi; Ascomycota; Eurotiomycetes; Eurotiales; Aspergillaceae. The record is from the annotation of a GenBank genome assembly.